CCAAGACGAAACUAAGAGGGAAACAGCUCUGGGUUUCUGCUUUUUUCAUUCUGCUCCUUCGAUUUUAUGCUCAUUUUCCCCUGGGCUCAGCUGAUUCAAAUAGGCUAGAGAGGAAAAAGAAAGUAGGAUGGGUUCUAAUUCUGGGCAACCCCAGUUCAUUGCUAGUACCGGGAACCGCAGUUUCUCAAAUACCCCGCUGAUUCAGAAUGCAGAUACUAAUCAAAUAGUGGUGCCUGACAGAAAAAGCUGGAAAAACUUAUUUGCAUACAUGGGUCCUGGAUUCCUUGUUUCAAUUGCAUAUAUUGAUCCUGGAAAUUUUGAAACUGAUCUCCAAGCCGGAGCGCAGUACAAGUAUGGAUUACUUUGGAUCAUAUUAGUGGCUUCAUGUGCUGCUCUUGUUAUUCAGUCCCUGGCUGCCAAUUUGGGUGUUGUCACAGGGAAGCAUUUAGCAGAACACUGCAGAGCUGAAUAUCCUAGAGGUCCAAAUUUCGUCUUAUGGGUUCUUGCUGAAAUAGCUAUUGUUGCAUGCGAUAUUCCUGAAGUAAUUGGCACAGCCUUUGCGUUGAACAUGCUCUUCAACAUCCCAGUUUGGAUUGGUGUCCUUUUGACAGGGCUCAGUACAUUGGUUCUUCUAGCAUUGCAGCAAUAUGGGGUUAGGAAGCUUGAGUUUUUUAUCGCUUUUCUUGUGCUUACAAUUGCUGGGUGCUUUUUUGCGGAGCUUAACUAUGCAAAGCCUGUGGCUAGUGAAGUUCUUAAUGGCCUUUUUGUUCCUCAACUCAGAGGAAAUGGUGCCACUGGUCUAGCCAUUUCACUCCUUGGAGCUAUGGUUAUGCCGCACAAUCUCUUUCUCCACUCUGCACUGGUGCUUUCCAGGAAAAUCCCACGAUCCGUUCGGGGUAUUAAGGAGGCUUGCAGAUUUUAUAUGAUAGAAAGUGGCUUUGCUUUGAUGGUGGCGUUUCUCAUUAACAUAUCUGUCAUCUCUGUAAGUGGUGCAGUUUGCAAUUCCACGAAUUUGAAUCAAGAAGAUAAACAUAGCUGUGAGGAUUUAGAUCUGAACAAAGCCUCAUUCUUACUAAGAAAUGUCUUAGGCAGUUGGAGUUCAAAACUUUUUGCAGUUGCUUUGCUUGCAUCAGGUCAGAGUUCUACCAUAACAGGAACAUAUGCCGGACAAUAUGUAAUGCAGGGCUUUCUUGAUUUACGGCUAACACCAUGGAUUCGGAACAUGCUUACUCGAUGCUUGGCCAUUGUACCUAGUUUAAUUGUUGCUGUAAUUGGCGGCUCAGCUGGGGCUGGACAGCUAAUUAUCAUUGCUUCGAUGAUUUUAUCCUUUGAGCUACCUUUUGCUCUAAUUCCACUUCUCAAGUUCACCAGCAGUAAGACGAAGAUGGAGGCACACGUAAACUCAAUAGCGGUUUCCGCAAUCACAUGGAUCAUCGGUUCUCUGAUCAUGGGUAUAAACAUAUACUAUCUUAUGACGAGCUUCAUCCACUUGCUUCUUCACAAUCACUGGGAGCUUGUUGCAGUCGUGUUUUUGGGGAUAUUUGGAUUUUCAGGGGUGGCGAUUUAUUUGGCUGCAAUUGCUUACCUGGUCUUCCGACCAAACAAAGAGGCAACACACCUUCUGGCAUUAACUACGCCCGAAAAUCAACAGAUGGUUAACGACUCUGGUAACUCAUCCAUGUACUGUCUCCCUCGAGAAGAUAUAGUAAGCAUGCAGUUACCUCAGAGGCGGGAGACGGAGGACAUAUGAA
This is a messenger RNA of Hibiscus syriacus, 1751 nucleotides long. RefSeq names its product metal transporter Nramp6-like. The record is from RefSeq and is a predicted model, not a curated record. Lineage: Eukaryota; Viridiplantae; Streptophyta; Magnoliopsida; Malvales; Malvaceae. Bases 128 to 1750 code for a protein of 540 amino acids. The transcript has 14 exons. Gene Ontology annotation, cellular component: membrane. Gene Ontology annotation, molecular function: cadmium ion transmembrane transporter activity; manganese ion transmembrane transporter activity. Gene Ontology annotation, biological process: metal ion transport.